Mobula hypostoma (lesser devil ray) is the source of this 1015-nucleotide messenger RNA. RefSeq names its product tumor necrosis factor receptor superfamily member 14-like. Lineage: Eukaryota; Metazoa; Chordata; Chondrichthyes; Myliobatiformes; Myliobatidae. The record is from RefSeq and is a predicted model, not a curated record. The transcript has 9 exons. The coding region runs from base 13 to 963 and encodes 316 amino acids. Gene Ontology annotation, molecular function: protein binding. Gene Ontology annotation, biological process: defense response to Gram-negative bacterium; positive regulation of T cell migration; positive regulation of cytokine production involved in immune response. Gene Ontology annotation, cellular component: external side of plasma membrane.
UCAAACGCCGAGAUGUUCGCAAAGAUGGUAUCUGCAUUAUGGAUGAUUUUCCUGAUAACCCUCAGUAUUCUGUUGAAGCACCUGAACAGUUCAUGCAGUAUCACAGAGUAUGAAUUUAAGGGCGUCUGUUGUCCAAAAUGUGACCCAGGUUUAUAUGUUGAAGAACACUGCACAGAGUAUGGUGGAACAAUUUGUCAUUCCUGCAAUACUGGUACCUAUCAAGACAGUUUAAACGCGGAUGAGGACUGCCUUAGAUGUACCAUUUGUGGAGAAGGAACAUAUGAAAUCCUGGCUUGUUCUUCUACUCGGGACACAGUAUGUGAUUGCACAGAAGAAUUCUACUGCACCAACAUCACCAUAGACGGUUGUCGGGAAUGUUUGAAACACAGGCGCUGCCCGCCAGGAGAGCAGGUGAUAAGGAAAGGAAAUUACAGGAGAAACACGGAAUGUGGUCCAUGUGCAAAUGGCAACUGUUUUACUGAAGGAUCAUCUGAAAAAGGGACAAAAAUGACUGAGACUAAAAGUAUCACUGCAAAUGCAACAAAUCCGGAGUGUAAUCAAACCACCAAGAUAAUAUUAUCAGUCAUUGUGGUCUUUCUAGUUCUACCCUACAUAUUCCUUUUACGGAAACAAAUCUUAAAAUAUUUUGGCUUGACUUUUGGAUCCUGGUUAAAGCGGAAGCCUGGUAACGUUGGUAAUUCCAAUCCAAGUCUCCAAGAAUCAGUGGAAGAGCAGGGACAACAUCCCAAGAACAUAAAUUGUGUAGCUUCUUCAGCGGAGGAGUCAACAUAUUUCAUCACCCCAGUCUCUGACUUGAAAGAUGACAAACUGUGCGGCAGGGGCACAAAGAGCACCAAGUACUCAGAACUGAAGCUCGCUCAGCAUGAGAUGAAAUCAGAAGUUCAUACAAUUUCGGCCAUCAAGUCAUCCAGCUCUGUGGAACCUUUUAGGAAUAAUAUUUGAUUAAGCGUCAUUCGGCAAGAACAUGGAAACCACCAUCUUUGUUCAAAACAAA